CGUCAUUCUCUUCUGCAGCUAAACAAGGAACACUGUCAUUCCAUGUAUGAAAUACUUGAUGCUCUCAACGACCCUCAGUCUUCCACCAAAUAUUUAAUACUCUUGCAUUGCUACUAUUUCUUUGUCGGCUUCUUUCAUGAAUGCCUUUUUUUUUUUUUUUUCCUUUCUUCCUCUUUCUGGUUUUCCCUAAUAAUUUUACUCUUCCUUUCCCUUUCUGGGAUUUUCCCGUUUCAUAGUUUUGAUCUUUGAAGCUACAAAUCAUGCAAGCGACUCAGGCUGCCACGAAUGAAACUUCUGAUAAUUCACAAAAGACUGACCUUCAGCUAAACAAAGAAGUGUCGGAUAAUGGACCAAGUGGGAGGCGGCCAGAUAUUUCACUUCAAAUCCCACCUAGACAUUUAGGGCUUGGAAGUACACGUGGUGUAAGGUCUCUGGACCAUUCUCAAAGUUUCUCUAAAGUGAUUCCAUCGCCACGAGGCUUUUUGCGGGCGCUGAGCCUCAAAAGGAAAGGCAAAACAGGAGAGGCUGAAAGAAGCAGCCUCCUGUAUUCAGAUCCCAAGGCAGCUCCGGACAGUCCAAAUACGGCCAACUUUACAUCUGCAGUUUCAUGGACAAGAUGCACUUCUCUUCCUGUGACACCUGCUACAAAUCUGUCCCCUUCAAUUUCUACACCUGCAUCUGCAAGGACAUACAGCGAACAGCCUAAACACCAUAAAGCUCCUGCUGCUUCAGGUUCCAAGGUUUCAAGGUCCCUCUCUGUGCCUGGGCGGAAUAUGGUUAUUGUAAGAUCUUUGUCUUUCGCUGCCCAUAGUGAGCAUGCACAGCAAGAUCAGAAUGAUGAUCAAAUAACUCCUGUGCCAGUGGAAGAUGCUGAUGAAGAAAUUCCUGAAGAGGAAGCAGUUUGCCGAAUCUGUUAUGAUGUCUGUGAUGAAAGGAACACCCUCAAAUUAGAGUGCAGUUGUAAGGGCGACUUAACACUUGUUCAUGAAGAAUGUGCAAUUAAAUGGUUUACCACAAAAGGAAAUAAGAAAUGUGAUGUUUGUUGUCAAGAGGUUCAGAAUUUACCUGUAACAUUGCUUCGUUUGCCGAGCUCUGCUCAGACAGGAAGGAGACAGGUGCAGGGUGAGCAGAGCAUGCAUCCUGAGACAAUAAGUGCUUGGCAAGACUUUGUGGUGCUUGUCCUAAUAAGCACAAUAUGCUAUUUUUUCUUCCUCGAGCAGCUACUGCUUCCUGACAUGAAGACUCAAGCAAUCAUUAUAGCAGCGCCAUUUGCUUUUACCUUGGGUCUCCUGGCAUCCAUUUUUGCAGUCAUCCUUGCAAUAAAAGAGUAUAUAUGGACAUAUGCUGCUCUCGAGUUUGCUCUUGUGGCUAUAACCGUGCACCUGUUCUAUACUAUGGUACAUUUGAAGGCCAUAUAUGCAAUACUGCUUUCAUCAGUUCUGGGUUUUGGUAUGGCUAUGAGCAUCAACUAUGCAUAUAUCCAGUAUGUUUCUUGGCGUCUUCAAGUUCCCCAGGAUGCCAACCCAGUAUGAGUCUCCUCGACAAGGUUUUUCUGUUUAUCUACUGACGUCACGACCUUCCCUGUGUUUACCAAUCAAUCAAAUGUUGUAUCCUCUCUCUCUUUCUAUAUAUAUAUAUAUAUAUAUAUGAUGUCAUGUAUUAGGAUUUGAAGGCAAGCAAGGAAAACAGAUUGUCUGGACUUUUUUGUUUAGGCAGUCUUUGUUCUAAAGAGGAUUUUACUGUUAAUAUCUAAGAUGAGUAAAUUUUCAUGCUAAUGGAUGCUGUGUAGCUUUCUGCUCAUCAAGAUAGGAUGAUGUUAAGUA
Prosopis cineraria is the source of this 1823-nucleotide messenger RNA. RefSeq lists its product as uncharacterized. The record is from RefSeq and is a predicted model, not a curated record. The coding region runs from base 261 to 1532 and encodes 423 amino acids. The transcript has 8 exons. NCBI's taxonomy places the organism in Eukaryota, Viridiplantae, Streptophyta, Magnoliopsida, Fabales, Fabaceae. Gene Ontology annotation, molecular function: zinc ion binding.